Drosophila nasuta is the source of this 1040-nucleotide messenger RNA. RefSeq names its product stubarista 40S ribosomal protein SA (gene sta). The record is from RefSeq and is a predicted model, not a curated record. Gene Ontology annotation, cellular component: ribosome; small ribosomal subunit. Gene Ontology annotation, biological process: translation. The transcript has 3 exons. Lineage: Eukaryota; Metazoa; Arthropoda; Insecta; Diptera; Drosophilidae. The coding region runs from base 118 to 933 and encodes 271 amino acids. Gene Ontology annotation, molecular function: structural constituent of ribosome.
GCGUACGCUUUUCAACACUUGCCAUAUGUCAGCUCGAACGCAUGAUGCCUGCCACUCGUCCAUUUUGUCAACGCUCCCAGCGGCAUCCAGAACGUUUCGUAACUCUUUCACGUUAAAAUGUCGGGAGGCUUAGAUAUCUUGUCCCUCAAGGAGGAUGACAUUACCAAGAUGUUGAUCGCCACGACCCAUUUGGGCUCGGAGAACGUCAACUUCCAGAUGGAGCAGUACGUGUUCAAGCGUCGCGCUGACGGCGUCAACAUCAUCAACCUGGGCAAGACCUGGGAGAAGCUGGUGCUCGCUGCCCGCGCCAUCGUUGCCAUUGAGAACGCCUCGGAUGUCUUCGUCAUCUCGUCGCGUCCCCUUGGCCAGCGUGCUGUGCUGAAGUUCGCCAAGUACACCGACACCACACCCAUUGCUGGUCGCUUCACUCCCGGUGCGUUCACCAAUCAGAUUCAGCCCGCUUUCCGUGAGCCACGUCUGUUGGUUGUCACCGAUCCCAACACCGAUCACCAGCCCAUCAUGGAGGCCUCGUAUGUGAACAUUCCCGUGAUUGCCUUCACCAACACGGAUUCGCCACUGCGCUACAUCGACAUUGCCAUCCCAUGCAACAACAAGUCGCCCCAUUCCAUCGGUCUCAUGUGGUGGCUGCUGGCCCGUGAAGUGCUCCGUCUGCGUGGCACCAUCUCGCGCACCACCGAGUGGCCCGUCGUUGUGGAUCUCUUCUUCUACCGCGAUCCCGAGGAGGCUGAGAAGGAGGAGGCCGCAGCUGCCAAGGAGCUGCUGCCACCACCCAAGAUCGAGGAGGCUGUCGACCAUCCCGUCGAGGAGACCACCAACUGGGCCGAUGAGGUUGCUGCAGAGACCGUUGGCGGUGUUGAGGACUGGAACGAGGAUACCGUCAAGACCUCCUGGGGUAGCGAUGGUCAGUUCUAAGUGAGGACUCUCUCCUUCAUUGAGAAGAAGACGCCAGCCCAAAAGGUGCUUCAGCGACUGUACAACAUAAAUAAACACCAUCUUCAGCAUUUAUGUUCACUUAAAAA